UGUGGUAAUUUUGUGUGAGUUUCGCACUUGAUUUCUUAAAAAAUCUGGAAUAAAAACCAGAAAAUGAUUAACACUCAAUAAUUUAUCAGUCCUUAAAUCACUAAAUACAAGUGCGCUGUGUUGAACUUGUAACCAUUCCUUUUUAACCCGGGAAACAAUAAGGCUCGUUGGUAUGCCCGGAGGAUGUCGACGUCUCGUUCGCGGGACUCAUCCCGUAUCCAAGUCCUAGCUCCUAUGUCCGAGAGACAACAGCUAGCACUCGUGAUGCAGAUAUCAUCCCGAGAAGCCCAACCAGCCGCUCCAGUCCCGCCCAGCCCCCCUCCAGUGAAGAAACGUUCCAAACAUCAUCGUAGUGAGCGGUCUGGGUCAUCACAUCACUCAUCAAGAAGUCAUGGUCACAGUAAGAAACACGGACAUCAUGGGCGCUCUCAUGGAGAUAGCGCGAGAUCAUCACAUUCAAGUCGAUCAAGGGAUGACAGUGGCAAGAAAGGUGGCAAUGCAAGUUCACACAGUGACAGCUCAAGCAAACGCAGCAACAUGGACGGCCUAGCCCAGGGCGAACACUUCGAUAGCAAGGAGAAUUCUUCACAGGAUAAGAGUAGUGCUGACAGUAGAGAUGGUAAAAAUUCGGGAGGAGCCCAACUUAGUAGUGGAGUUGUGUCCUCUACUCAAGAUGAGUCCAGUGGGUCUUCUAAGAAAACGUACGGCGACGAGAGUCAAGAGGCGGAAGCAGCGGAAGAUGAGGUCUCCAAGAGGAAGAAGAGGAAAGAAAAUGACGACAAGGAACCCAUGGCAAAGCCGGCUCCGGUAGCUCGAGGCGGCCCCGGGCGGGUUCUCACCGGCUCCAAACCACCGGGCCCGGCGAGCAAAACCGGCGUGUCACAGCUAGGCAAGGGCAGCUCUUCGCAAAGCUCGAGCAAGAGCAGCUCCAGCUCCAAAGGUCUGCAAUCCCAGGGCAAAGGCGGCGGCAAGGUCAGCACACAGGGCACUCAUCAGGGUAAAUCCUCUGGGUCGAAGAGCUCGGGACAGUCGAGCAAGCAAGACAGGAAGAGCCCCGUGGCGAGCCCGAAGCCGCACGGGAAAGACAACACGGACGACGGGGACGAGCCGAAGAGCGAGACCGCCGCGCCCAAGGUGCCGCCGCUCAAGAUCGUCAUCCCGGGAGGGGCCAGUAACUCAGGAAACAGGAAUGAGCAAGAAGGUGAUGGGGGUUCCGGCCAGCGCGGCGGCGGCAAGGGACGCGGGAGCGUGUCCACCUUGCCCUACGUCAUCCCUUGCACCAGCGCCGACGCCGGCCAGACCUCCGACAGCUCCGAUGGAAUAUGCGAGGAAAAGCGCUCGGGCGAAGGCGGAAAGGCUGGACAAAGGGUACUGCGUUCGCAUAGGACAAACGAUGGUGAUAAGGACAAGGAGAGAGCGUCCCCGCACACGGGCUCUGACGGCCGGGGGGGACAGAGUCACUCGGCUUUGAAUUCCAAUAAAAGUCCCACACCAUCCGGCUCUGCACGAUCGAAGGGGCAGGAUGCAGACCACUCGACGGGCGGCGGGAGAUCUGAGUCAAAUACAUCGGUAGAACUACACCCGAGGAAGAGGAAGAUCAAAGCCUCUAAGGACAGCCACUCGCGGGACAAUUCGAAGAACGACGCGUCCGAGAGCAGCUCUGCUAGUCACAACAUAACCCAUUCGAACCCUUAUCAAAUGUAUCUGCAUAUUCGUAAACAGAUUGAUAAGCGUCAAAAGGGGUUAUUCCCUGUGAAGCCGAAGCCGCCAAAGGAUUUCAACAAAUACCUGAUGAAUCGCUGCACUUACACGCUCCAAAGCAAUGUGAAUCCUGAGCCUCAGAUCGAGAUACCAAUCAACCUCCCAUCUCAGAUGGUCAACGAAUUUACGACCCAGGAAAAAGAAAGAACUCGACUGCGUAUACAACACCUGGUGGAGAAAGAAAAACUUGUGCUGGCUGUCGAACAAGAGAUUCUGAGGGUGCACGGGCGCGCCGAGCGUGCCGUUGCGAAUCAAGCUCUUCCUUUCUCCGUGUGCACAAUGCUGCGUGACAACGAGGUGUACAACGUGUUGGCCCCCGAGCAGGAGGAGAAACGGAACGCGCAACGAUCCCGCUGCAACGGCAGACAGAUCAACUCCUGGCUGCAGGAAGUCGACGACAAGUGGGAAAAGAUUAAAGUCGGCAUGCUUCGACGCCAGCACACGGAAGCAGAGACUCUGCACGCAGUCCAGAUGAUGGGAUGGGAGUGGAAGCUCAAGGAACUGGGCAUAUGCGACUACAAGACAACGCCCAAGAUAGACCCGACGCAUGUGCCUCAAAUUCAUGUGUCGAAUUUUGAUUUGCCCGCUUGAAUUUUAUGUACAUGUUGCCUAAGUUUAUGUAAAGUUUUCACGUAUAUCGUGAAAACAUAUAAUUAGGAUUGUUUAAUCAUUUUUCUCGUCUAGGGUCGAUUAUAUUAAACUGACAGCUUUAUUACAGUAAACCUCUGGUUUAUCUAAACAUGGACACGUUAUUUGCCGUCCAUUCGCAAUCGGAUGUUUUAUGUAAUUGUCAGUUUAAAAUAAUUUACUCAAGUAGUAGAAGAGAAAAUGAUUUUAAACUGUCCUAUAAUGUUAGAAUUUUAUUUGGUUUCUUAAAAAUGUAUAACAUCGAUUGGAUUUGCCACUCAAGCGGAGCUACAAAAUUGGAUUAUCUUUCAAUUUUCGGCUGUUGCCGAGCCUUCUCCCACGCUCCUUUUUCGGUAAUGAAUGAUUCGCUCACUUCAAAUACGAUAUUCUUUACCAUCGUCUUUUCCUCCACCUUAAGAUUCCAAGAUACACAUGCGCAUCAUGCGUUGUUAAAAAGUAAUAAUUGGCGUUCAGUAGGCCUAAGAUGCGCGCCGUGAUAGGCGGUUAUCACGCCAUUUUAUCGAUUUUGCCCAUACAAAUUGACGUCGAUAAAAGUUAUCACGGCGCGCAUCUUAGGCCUAUAGCACUCGUUACGAUACGAAUUCAGUAGGAGUAGAUUGGUAUUGUAAUAUCAUAUUGGUCCACAAUUCAACUCGUGGAGGACAAAACCUAUUGACGUUAAAAUCAGUGGAGAAGAAGCAGUGUUUAAUUUGUUUUUAACACAGGAGAUAAGGAUGACAAAAAUCUCAAAAUCAAGAAUCAUUCAUUCUCGAAAGAAGGUUUCUUUUUAAUUUUAUUAUUAUGAGUUGGUAAUUAAUAAUGUUAUAUGUCCUGUCCGACUAUUGGACUAUCACGAAGGACAACUUUAUUUGACCCCGAGAUAUUUUUUCAUACUUAUUGUAAUUAAUUUUAAUUAUGAUGUUGACAUUCUUCUAAAUGUAAUUAUUAUCGAUUUAUUGACAUUGACAUUUUAUCAUGGAGUAUUUCAAAAUGACUUGAUUUAUUUUCUAUUUUGUAAUAAUAUUGGUUAAAAUGUGAUGUAAACUAUAUACAUUUUAUAAAAUUUUAUCUUCGAAAAGAAAAGGUCCAACUCAUAAUCAAUUGGGACUAAAUGAGUAUCUUUGUUUCAUUACGAUUUUUUCAGUCUAUAACACACCAUGGGGUACAUUGAUUUCAGCAUUGAGCUUUCGGUGGGGUAAAAUGUGCAUUAUAAUGAAACUACUGAUAUCCAUCUAGUCCUAAUCGUUUUUGGGUUCAUCUCUUUUCUAUAUAAAAAUUAAAGUAGACUAUAAUGAGAAAACAGGGAUUUAAACAUAAGGAUAGCGAGCAUUAUGAUGGAAUCAGACAGGGUUUAUGUACUUUGUCUGCUCGGAGCGCUGAUGGUAUAAGCUUAUUGUAGUCUUUUUCAAUUGUAAUUGCUAUUGUCAACUAGUGUUUCCAUUUCUUUACAUUUCCUAAAUAACAUCAGUGUACAUCGUAAUUUCACUCGUGUGGAAUAAUGAUGUAUACUUACAAUCCUUGAAAAUUUAUUUUAAAGUAAAUAUUAAUGUUAAAAUCAAAUGUUUAAUUCUUUUCAUAUUAUUAUGAAUUAUGUUUUGUGUAUUGUUUUUUGUUGUUAAUUACACUUUUCUUAAUAAUAUUAUUUUAAGUUGUAUUGAGUACUUCACUACAUACACAUCACGUAGAUUAAGUAUUUCAUUGAAAAAUAAGUCGAGACUAUGUAAAUAAUAAUAAUUAUUGUUUCCUUGCAAAAUAUUAAUUUGAAUCAAGAUAUUUUUAAAGUAAGAUUUUGUAACUGGUGUACGUUAAGUAGGUAUGCAUAUGAUUGCACAUCUUUUGAAAUUUAACAUUUCAAAGGAAAACUCCAGAUUCCUUAUUAAUUAAUAAUGAAAUAAUUAUUAUUUUGUUACUUAAUGCAAUCUUUCAUUUUCUUUUGUACUAAUUAAGUGAGCAUUUAUGAAAGUAUUGUGUAAAUUAUAUUUAUUUUAUGUAUUUUAUUUUGUAAGAUAAUCAGUUUGUCAUCAGACUAUUGACUAUUUCUGUGAUGUUAACUUGGUCUAUUUCAUUUUUGAGCAAAGUAAUAAAUGUACUAAUAUCUUGACGUGAAAAGAAUCUGCAGUAAUCCACAGUCGUAGGUAAUGUAUUUUUACUUGACUUGAAUAUUGUACCUUCAGUUAGUACUAAGUGAUCAUUUCUUUAUA
Molecule: messenger RNA, 4589 nt
Organism: Ostrinia furnacalis (Asian corn borer)
Lineage: Eukaryota; Metazoa; Arthropoda; Insecta; Lepidoptera; Crambidae
Product: ankyrin repeat domain-containing protein 12
Exons: 16
Coding region: 184-2352 (722 amino acids)
Cellular component (GO): nucleoplasm
Source: RefSeq, a predicted model, not a curated record